Molecule: messenger RNA, 932 nt
Organism: Aspergillus wentii DTO 134E9
Lineage: Eukaryota; Fungi; Ascomycota; Eurotiomycetes; Eurotiales; Aspergillaceae
Product: MBL fold metallo-hydrolase
Exons: 2
Coding region: 1-861 (286 amino acids)
Source: RefSeq, a predicted model, not a curated record
AUGGCAACAGUCCACGCCCUCACAGCAGGCCAUCUCACUCUCCCUGAAAAGUUCUUCAUCUCACCCCUCGACGAUCCCACCACCAGAAGCACCGUCCCAUCUCUGUCCUUCCUCAUCCAGCACACAACACCCACACGGACAACAAGAAUAAUAUUCGAUCUGGGAAUCCGAAAAAAUAUCAACCACUACCCAGAACCAAUCUACAAACACUCAACCACCAGACAGCCGCUCUCAGGCGAUCCAGACCCGGUUGCAUGUCUGGCAAAGGGAAAGCUGACACCGGAUGAUAUUGAUCUUGUCAUCUUCAGUCAUUUGCAUUGGGAUCAUGUUGGGACGCCGUCUGAUUAUCCGCGGUCUACGUAUGUUAUUGGGCCUGGUGCGAAGGCUCUGAUUAGUGAUGAGAGAAUGUUGAGGAAUGGAAGUCAUUGUCAUUUUGAGAGAGGUCUUUUGCCGGAUACUCGCACGAUUGAACUUCCUCUUGAUACCCUCUUCCCCAAUACGAUGGACAUCUUCCGCGACGGCAGUGUAUACAUCGUCUCCGCACCGGGCCAUCUAGACGGCCACAUCAACCUCCUCGUCCGUCUGGAAUCAGGGAAAUACGUCUAUCUCGCCGGCGACGCAUGUCACGAUCGACGAUUACUAUCUGGUGAAAAGGAUAUCGCUACGUGGACAGAUCCUGCGUAUGAGAGUAUCUGCUGUAUUCACGUUGAUCGACUGGCUGCGGAGAAGACGCUGGCUGUGAUUCGCGAGACCAUGUCGAAUACGACGGAACUUGGGGAUGUGGAGGUUAUUUUUGCGCAUGAUGCAGACUGGGAAAGGGGGGCUUGGAGGAGGGAGAGGUUUUUUCCUGGCGAGCUGUGAUUUUGAUGUUUUGUAUUGUUGGGGAUAUCCCCAAUCUCCAACCCCCAAUGCGGGGAUAUCAUCUGUCUUAG